CCGUUACCCGCUUGACCUAUCCGCAGUGGAGGUUAUAAGUCGCCCAGCCAUGCACCUCGACACUUUCAACUAUUUGCCACGACUCUCACUAUCGUUACCAUACUGCAUAACUCCUCAAACCUAUUCUCUCACCCCAUCGCUCAUCCGCUAUGAUUCAAAUGAGCUCUAUAUUGCCCACAUUCGUUGGGCACAUCUUGACUUCCGGCAAUCUGCGGUAUCGACUCCUAGAAUCAGUGGGCUUCGGCGCAUAUGGAGUGGUGUAUCUUGCUCUGGAUCUUAACAGUCCGGAAGAGAAACCUCAACUUUACGCAAUCAAAUGUCUUCUCAGACAUCCAGACGACUCCGAACUAGCACGAAAUCAAGAACGCGAGAUCAACCUUCAUUGUAUGGUCAGCCCUCACCCAAACGUUGUCACCCUUCACCAUGUCAUUGUCGAGGAGCACUACGUCUUCCUCGUGAUGGACUACUGCUCAGGUGGUGACCUUUUCGGCGCCAUAAUGGACCGGGGUCGUUACAUCAAUAACGACGCGGCGGUGAAGAAGACGUUCUUGCAAUUGAUCGAUGCUGUAGAGGCAUGUCACAAACAGGGCAUCUACCAUCGAGAUCUUAAACCAGAAAACGUGCUAUGCUCGGCAGACGAUGAUCAAAUCUAUCUCGCAGACUUCGGGUUGGCCUCUCAGACAGAAGUCAGCAACACCUUCGGAUGCGGAAGCUCGUUCUAUAUGAGUCCAGAAUGCCUGGGUAUCAUUACCUGGAAAGCGCCUUACUUUCCACGUAACUCUGAUGUUUGGUCGCUGGGCGUCAUUCUCAGUAAUAUGCUCACAGGACGCAAUCCUUGGCACGUCGCCUCCGCAGACGAUCAUGGCUUUGGGGAGUUUCUUCGCAACGGGGCCCCAUUUCUCCGUCGAGCCCUUCCAAUCUCCCGGAGCGCUUCCCAUCUGUUGACGCGCACGUUCGACCCAGACCCAGACGUCCGAUAUACGCUACAGGAGUUGAGAAUGGGAAUUAUCAAUAUCGACACAUUCUUCCUUCCGCAAAAGGCACUCGACGUACCUUCGAUACCUCCAAUGAUUGUUGUGAAGCAUCCUCAUGUCGACACUCCCAUGGAGGACGCGACCCUCGCUACCGCCUCUGUCGCGUCUGGGGUACCUCCGACGCUGAGAGUUGACAUUGUCGCCGCGCCCUUCGCGGACGAAUGUGGAAAUGCCUCACCCGUCGACAUAAUUGACGAGUUUGCGGAGCCGCCCCCUCUGUCUUCAUCACGAUCGGCAUCACCAGUUGAAAGCGAUGGACCUGCCACUCCAGUCAGUGUCGUCCACAAUCCCCAUAUUGCCGAUCUACCGGACCUUGCGCUGGGUGUGCGGCAGGGUAUGUCGAAAAGCCGAGGAUUGUUUAGCAGACACACGCUCUCGCUUACAUCAAGCAGGACGAAACUGCAUAAAGGCGUCCAACGAUUUGUAGACGCCGUGCAUAGGGUGAAGAUCAUGUCAUGAGUUUACAUGGGGAUUAGGAAUAGUAAUGGGUUUGUCAUCGCAGGCGAUGAUAGCGCGAGUAGAUUUUGAAGUAGCAAUUUAAAUGUAUCUAAUAGGAUUUGUAUCGAUAGCGCGAGAAACGUUGCAGAAAGGUGCUAAGCAAUGAUUUACAAUAUGCGUAAUGAUGUGAAUACGAGAGAGUAACGGAACCCAAAGUAAAGCGACAUUAGCCCC
Somion occarium is the source of this 1706-nucleotide messenger RNA. NCBI's taxonomy places the organism in Eukaryota, Fungi, Basidiomycota, Agaricomycetes, Polyporales, Cerrenaceae. The record is from the annotation of a GenBank genome assembly.